GCGAGUUGAAAUAUCGAUCGUGGACCAGUGGGAUGCUGGCCGCCCGACGUUUCGCCGAUCACGCGCUACUAUUCAGUACACUAAGUGUUUUGUUAUCCUGCCUUCUUGGCUUUUUUUAUACCUCUUGUUUGUAAAAUUACUGCCAAGGUACUAAAGGAGAGCCUAUCGCAGAGAGUACUCGCGAGUGUUUUACGUUUAUACGCAUUUGUAAACAGCGCCGAAAAUGCGGACAACAGUGCUCACAGUUUUGCUCAUGUUCGGUAUCGCUUACGGAAACGUUUUUGAAGCGAAUCCUGAUACGAAGAGGCUCUACGACGAUUUAUUGUCCAAUUAUAACAGAUUGAUACGUCCAGUUGUUAAUAAUACAGAAACAUUAACAGUUUGGUUGGGAUUGAAGCUAUCACAAUUGAUAGAAAUGAAUCUAAAGAACCAAGUGAUGACAACCAACGUCUGGGUAGAGCAGGUCAGUUAUGUAUUAGUUCGUUUCACUUUUCUUCGCAGUAGUACCGAGCGUUGUAGUCAGACAAUUAAUAAACUGAUCUCUAUUCGUUUCUUGCAGAAAUGGUUUGAUUAUAAAUUACAGUGGGAUCCACUAGAAUAUGGUGGUAUAGAUAUGUUAUAUGUACCUUCCGAGAACAUAUGGCUUCCGGAUAUCGUUCUAUACAACAACGCAGAUGGAAAUUAUGAAGUAACAUUAAUGACAAAGGCUACUUUGAAAUCCACUGGUGAGGUAUACUGGAGACCGCCAGCUAUUUAUAAAUCGUCUUGUGAGAUCAAUGUGGAAUAUUUUCCGUUUGAUGAGCAAUCAUGUAUUAUGAAAUUUGGUUCAUGGACUUACAAUGGCGCUCAGGUAGAUCUGAAGCAUAUGAAGCAGGAGUCUGGUAGCAAUUUUGUUGCGAUCGGUAUAGAUCUCACUGAUUUUUAUCUAUCAGUGGAAUGGGAUAUCUUAGAAGUUCCAGCAACACGUAACGAAGAAUAUUAUCCAUGCUGUACGGAACCUUAUUCUGAUAUCACAUUCAAUAUUACGAUGAGAAGAAAAACACUAUUUUAUACUGUCAAUCUUAUUAUCCCCUGUGUCGGUAUUACAUUUUUGACGGUGCUGGUUUUUUAUCUGCCCAGCGAUUCCGGAGAAAAAAUAUCAUUAUGCUCUUCCAUUCUCCUCUCAUUGACGGUGUUCUUCUUGCUCUUAGCAGAGAUUAUUCCGCCAACAUCGUUAGCUAUACCUUUGCUCGGGAAAUACUUAUUGUUCACCAUGAUUUUAGUUACUUUGUCCAUUUGGAUCACUGUCUGCGUUUUAAAUGUACACUUUCGAUCUCCUUCUACACAUAAUAUGUCGCCAUGGGUAAGACAAUUGUUUCUGAAUUGGAUGCCGAGAGUAUUGAUGAUGCGUCGCACACCAUAUUCUACACCAGAAUACGAUGACACUUACAUAGAUAACGCAUACACUAAUGAAAUAGAUUACAGUGUAAAUGACUAUCCUUUGGAACUAAAGGGAAGCCCAGAUGCAUUCGAAAGUGUUACUUCAACAUACAAAAGUAUUAGAGAUGAUGAUGCACGACAUGUACCGCACGCAUCAGUUACUGACAGCGAAAAUACAAUACCAAAACAUUUAUCUCCAGAUGUCAUAGCAGCUCUCAAAGGUGUGCGUUUUAUUGCUCAACAUAUAAAGGAUGCAGAUAAAGAUAACGAGGUUAUAGAAGAUUGGAAAUUCGUAGCUAUGGUUUUGGACAGAUUCUUUCUUUGGAUAUUUACGGGCUUGUGUAUCGUUGGCACACUAUAUAUAAUAGGUCAAGCACCUAGUUUGUACGAUACGCGCAUACCUGUGGACCAACAACUUUCUAGUAUAUCAUUGCGCAAACAUAUGCAGCUACCAACAAACACGACUUUUGAUGAUCAAGUACCAUAAAGUGAUUUAUGUGUAAAGAGUAAUCACAUGUUAUGUCGUGCGUAUUCCAUUAAGAUACGUUCGACAUCUUCUUUCUACUCGCAAAAAGUUAUCUAUACUUUUCCACAUGAUUCAUUCACGAAAACUAUUUUUCAAUUUCUUUAAAU
This is a messenger RNA of Trachymyrmex septentrionalis, 2052 nucleotides long. RefSeq names its product acetylcholine receptor subunit beta-like 2 (gene nAChRbeta2). Gene Ontology annotation, molecular function: acetylcholine-gated monoatomic cation-selective channel activity; transmembrane signaling receptor activity. The transcript has 11 exons. Gene Ontology annotation, cellular component: synapse; postsynaptic membrane; neuron projection. Bases 224 to 1906 code for a protein of 560 amino acids. Gene Ontology annotation, biological process: regulation of membrane potential; monoatomic ion transmembrane transport; chemical synaptic transmission. NCBI's taxonomy places the organism in Eukaryota, Metazoa, Arthropoda, Insecta, Hymenoptera, Formicidae. The record is from RefSeq and is a predicted model, not a curated record.